AUUAGGGUGCUAGUGAAUCAUAGUCAUAAAAUUAAUUGAAUGGUUAAAUCAAAGAUGACUUUAACUAGUUGCAUUCUUGUUUGCAACGUUUGUAACGUGAAGGGAGUUUCAAUAACAAUCGUGAUCACUGUCAAUACGAGUAGUAAUUUUAGUUAAUUUAAUCAAAUAAACAUUUACAGAUGGAUUGGCAAGCAGUAAGAAAUCAUUUUAGACAAACUUGGCUGACUACGCUUCUCAGUUUAAUUUUAUUUUUUUGUGUUACGUACUUUUUAUUGUGGACAGAGAGUCAAACUAUUCAAAUUAACUUGAUGCUUGAGGAACUGGUUUCGGCAGCAGAGAGUAUUGACGUGCAUACUGGCGACGAAGCAGCGCGCUAUGAAGGAAAGGUAGUUCAUAUUGUUGGGCCUUUGAGGAUACUCGAGCCAAUAUCGGAGCCCGACUAUAACAUACAAGUACAAGCUGUUAAACUACGGAAACGGGUGCAAAUGUACCAGUGGAUUGAAGAAUCUACGGAACAGGAGAAUUUCAUCAGUGAACCUGCUGAAGAGUCUCGUAAAACAUACUGGUAUCACAAAGACUGGCGAGAUUAUGUGGUAGACUCCUCACUGUUCUACAUCAGACCAGGGCAUAUAAAUCCUGCUAUUAUGCCAUUGAGUAGUGAAACACAUAUUGCUGAUAAUGUUAAAAUUGGAUGGGCAUAUUUAGGUAUAGAUGUGAAAAGGAAAGUGACAGAUUAUUAUGAGAUUUGGUCUGACUCUAGACCAGAGCGGAGUGAUAUCAAGCUUCACUCUGGUUUCUAUUACCAUGGAGAAAGUGCUUUAGAACAUGAGAUUGGUGAUCUUCGUAUUCACUUCUCUUAUGCUGGCCGUGAGGAUGAUAUUUACACAGCAGUAGGCUUAGUUGAAGGUGGUACUAUACAGGCUUAUAGUCCAACAAGGUUUCCGUCAGCGGAUCCAAUCUGCCUACUCCGUAAAGGUUCCUACACUUUGAAUCACCUCUUUGAGCUAGAGAAGAGAGAUGCAAAUAUUCACACCUGGCAAUACAGACUAUUUGGAUUUGUUCAAGUCUUGGCUUCAGCAAUGACAUUGCAUCCUGAUUGGGUGACACUAUUUUUACAAAGUACAUGGGUGUCAAGUAACUUUAGACGGUGUUCAAGAUUUUGGAUUAAUUUCGUCCUGUCGUGCUCCUACACUUUAUUUAUCAUUGCUUUGCCAUGGUUGAUCCACAAACCAGCAUUCGGAGCUAUUGUGUUAGGAUGUUCGGUGUUGCCACUUCUCCACUACUCGACUCUGAUGACGCGACGCGACGGCACACAGGACGCUGCCCAGUACACUAGGUGGACCAACAACCCUAAUUGAAGUACCAGUUUCCAAG
Spodoptera exigua (beet armyworm) is the source of this 1374-nucleotide messenger RNA. The record is from the annotation of a GenBank genome assembly. NCBI's taxonomy places the organism in Eukaryota, Metazoa, Arthropoda, Insecta, Lepidoptera, Noctuidae.